This is a messenger RNA of Gaeumannomyces tritici R3-111a-1, 3275 nucleotides long. RefSeq names its product hsp98-like protein. Gene Ontology annotation, molecular function: ATP hydrolysis activity; ATP binding. Bases 236 to 3010 code for a protein of 924 amino acids. The transcript has a single exon. The record is from RefSeq and is a predicted model, not a curated record. Gene Ontology annotation, cellular component: cytoplasm; cytosol. Gene Ontology annotation, biological process: cellular response to heat. NCBI's taxonomy places the organism in Eukaryota, Fungi, Ascomycota, Sordariomycetes, Magnaporthales, Magnaporthaceae.
GGCAUAAAUUACCACCUCGUUUCCCUCGCUCUGCGUUUCCUUGUGCUACUUUGGACGACAACAACCAACGUUUCGAUUCUCAUACCCCACUUAUACCACCCACGCAUAGUGGUUUCUCCCAAUCUGACGAAGUGGUCUUCAAGAUUCAAGACCAACACGCUCCAACAACAAAACAACAAAACCACAUUUCAACCCCUAAUACACGUCGCUCAGGCAAAACGCAACUACAGCAAAGAUGAAUAACAAGAUGGAGUUCACCGACAGGGCGAAGAAGGCGUUGGAAGACGCCAUGUCCCUGGCGGAGCAACACGCACACCUCCAGCUCCUCCCCGUCCACCUCGCCGUCUCGCUGCUGGAUCCCCCGCCGGACCUGUCCAAGGACCAGCAGAACCCCCCGCCGGGCGGCAACGCACACACUCUUCUGCGCCAAGUCAUCGAGCGCGCACAAGGUGACCCCCAGCUGCUCGACAGGGCACUAAAGAAGACGCUGGUGCGGCUGCCCAGUCAAGAUCCCCCACCAGACAAUGUGGCGAUGGCGCCCACGUUCAACUCGGUGCUCCGCAAGGCAAUGGAGCUGCAAAAGGUCCAGAAGGAUUCCUUCAUCGCCGUGGACCACCUGAUCCAAGCCCUGGCCGAGGAUCCGAGCUUCCAGAACUGCCUCAAGGAGGCCAACAUCCCCAAGCCCAAGCUGCUCCAGGACGCCAUCACCGCCAUCCGAGGCACCAAGAGGGUCGAUUCCAAGACGGCCGACACUGAGGAGGAGAACGAGAACCUGGCCAAAUUCGCCAUCGACAUGACGGCCAUGGCUCGCGAGGGAAAGAUGGACCCCGUCAUCGGCCGAGAGGAGGAGAUCCGCAGGGUGGUCCGAAUCCUGUCCCGGCGAACCAAGAACAACCCCGUGCUUAUUGGUGAGCCCGGCGUCGGCAAGACCACGGUCGUCGAGGGCCUCGCCCAGCGCAUAGUCAACGCAGAUGUCCCCGACAACCUUGCAGCCUGCAAGCUCUUGUCCCUCGACGUCGGCGCGCUGGUAGCCGGUAGCAAGUACCGAGGAGAGUUCGAGGAGAGGAUGAAGGGCGUGCUGAAGGAGAUUACCGAGUCCAAGGACAUGAUUGUCCUCUUUGUCGACGAAAUCCACCUGCUGAUGGGUGCCGGUUCCUCGGGCGAGGGCGGCAUGGACGCGGCCAACCUGCUGAAGCCCAUGCUGGCCCGUGGACAACUGCACUGUAUCGGCGCGACGACGCUUGCCGAGUACCGAAAGUACAUCGAGAAGGAUGCCGCUUUUGAGCGUCGUUUCCAGCAGGUUCUGGUCAAGGAGCCGUCGAUUCCCGAGACGAUAUCCAUCCUCCGUGGUCUCAAGGAGAAGUACGAAGUGCACCACGGUGUCAACAUCGCCGACAGCGCCAUCGUGGCGUCGGCAACUCUGGCAGCGCGCUACCUCACGACGAGGCGACUGCCCGACUCUGCAGUCGACCUUAUCGACGAGGCCGCAGCCGCGGUCCGCGUCGCGCGAGAAUCCCAGCCCGAAAUUAUCGACUCGCUCGAGCGGAGGCUCCGCCAGCUCAAGAUUGAAAUCCACGCCUUGUCACGCGAGAAGGACACGGCAUCACAGGGCCGUCUGCAGCUUGCCAAGCAAGAGGCCCAAAACGUCGAGGAAGAACUCCGGCCGCUCAAGGACAGAUACGAGAGCGAGAGGAAGCGCGGCAAGGACAUCCAGGAGGCCAAGGUCAAGCUGGAGCAGCUCAAGGUGAAGAUGGAGGAUGCCAGCAGAAUGGGCGACCAUGCGCGCGCUGCCGACCUCAAGUACUAUGCCAUCCCGGAGCAGGAGUCUGUCAUCAAGCAGCUGGAGAAGGAUAAGGUGGCGGCGGACGCUGCACUGGGCGCGCAGUCUGGCGACAUGGGCGGUUCUAUGGUGACCGACGUUGUCGGCCCAGACCAGAUCAACGAGAUUGUGGCGCGGUGGACGGGAAUCCCGGUGACGCGACUCAAGACGACGGAGAAGGAGAAGCUGAUCCACAUGGAGAGGGUUCUCGGCAAGAUCGUGGUCGGACAGAAGGAGGCGGUCGAGUCGGUGUCCAACGCCAUCCGGCUGCAGCGGUCCGGCCUCAGCAACCCCAACCAGCCACCGAGCUUCCUCUUCUGCGGACCGUCAGGUACCGGUAAGACGCUGCUCACCAAGGCGCUUGCCGAGUUCCUGUUCGACGACCCCAAGGCGAUGAUCCGGUUCGACAUGUCCGAGUACCAGGAGCGGCACUCGCUGAGUCGCAUUAUCGGUGCGCCGCCGGGAUACGUGGGCCACGACGCGGGCGGGCAGCUCACCGAGGGGCUGCGCCGGAAGCCUUUCUCGAUCCUGCUCUUUGACGAGGUGGAGAAGGCUGCCAAGGAGGUGCUCACGGUGCUCCUGCAGCUCAUGGACGACGGGCGCAUCACGGACGGCCAAGGCAGGGUCGUGGAUGCGCGCAACUGCAUCGUGGUCAUGACGUCCAACCUGGGUGCCGAGUUCCUGGCGCGGCCGGCAGGCAAGGACGGCAAGAUCGACCCGACGACGCGCGAGCUGGUCAACAACGCGCUGCGCAACUACUUCCUCCCCGAGUUCCUCAACCGCAUCUCGUCGACCGUCAUCUUCAACAGGCUGACGCGCCGCGAGAUCCGCAAGAUCGUGGACCUGCGCAUCCACGAGAUCCAGAAGCGGCUGAACGACAACGACCGCGACAUCACGAUCGACGUGUCGGAGGAGGCCAAGGACUACAUGGGCAACGCCGGCUACUCGCCCGCGUACGGGGCGCGGCCGCUGCAGAGGGUGAUCGAGAAGGAGCUCCUCAACAAGAUGGCCAUCCUCAUCCUGCGGGGCAACAUCCGCGACGGCGAGGUCGCGCGCGUGGAGCUCGUCAACAACAAGAUCGUCGUGCUGCCCAACCACUCGGACAGCGACGCGGACAGCGAAAUGGCCAUGGACGAGGACGACGCUGCGGACGAGCUCAUGGAUAAUUCCGAGGACGACCUGUUUGACUAGAUUGGGUGGGGCGAGCGGAGAUGAUGAACGACUGAUGAGGAGGCGUUAGUGAGGGUUUAAAAGCAUUUUUCUGUUUGAUUGUUCGGUAUAUGUUUAGGUUAGGGUUCUUUUUGCUUCAGAAAUAUUGCUACGGACAAAGUACGGGCGUUUAGGUUUAAUCGUAUCAUGAGCGUUAAAUACCAGAAUGUAGAAGAAUUACCAAGUUUGCGUGCGAUGGAACAAAACGUCGGUGAUUUCGAUUUGGUAGGUGGCAGUACAGUGGAGG